AUGAAGCGCCAGUAUACCGCCUUUCCGACCGAACAUUUUGAAGACUGCCUCAUGCGCAACUCGCACCGUUCCAUACAGAUAUCUGAAAAACAGUCGAAGAUCUACAACGCUCUGACCGUCGCGAGCAUAGUUUCGAACUCAGCCGGCGUUGACACGUCCAGAAGCGCGUGGCUGUCCGUGGACACGGUCAAGGAAUUCAUGGAGAGCCAGCAGAUGCAAAGCGUCUCCGAACAAGACGUCACAAACAUCAUACAGUCGUUUGAGCCGGAUAACGUGAUGCGGGGCAAGAACUGCUUAUCGUUCGAGGGCUUUGCUUGCUUCCUAAUGGACCAGAGCAACUUCGCUUUCGUCAAUGAAGCAAAUUCCUACGAAGAACAGGAUAUGGCAUAUCCGCUUUCCUAUUACUACAUCGCCUCGUCGCACAACACUUACCUCACGGGCCACCAGCUGAAGGGCGAGUCAAGCGUCGAGCUGUACCGCCAAGUGCUGCUUAGCGGCUGCCGCUGCGUCGAGCUCGACUGUUGGGACGGCGACGACGGAUACCCGGUGAUUUACCACGGUCACACGUUCACGACCAAAAUCGACUUCCUACAAGUGGUCAAAAUCAUCGACAGGAGCGCCUUUGAAACCUCAUGCCUACCGGUCAUCAUCAGCAUCGAAAACCACUGUUGUCUGGCUCAGCAGACGAGGAUGGCGGCAGCCUUUAAGAGUAUAUGGGGCGAAAAGUUGGUCUCGAAGUUCCUGUUUGACGCUGACUUCAGCGACCUCUCAGUCCUACCGUCUCCACUGCAGCUGAAGAACAAAAUCCUGAUCAAAAACAAGAAGAUCAUCUGUGAGCCGCCGCUGCUCCUUAGUGACAGAGCCGUGCCCAAGGUAACGGAUAUUCACGUUUUCAUCUAA
Soboliphyme baturini is the source of this 900-nucleotide messenger RNA. NCBI's taxonomy places the organism in Eukaryota, Metazoa, Nematoda, Enoplea, Dioctophymatida, Soboliphymatidae. The record is from the annotation of a GenBank genome assembly.